Messenger RNA from Mycena citricolor, 573 nucleotides. NCBI's taxonomy places the organism in Eukaryota, Fungi, Basidiomycota, Agaricomycetes, Agaricales, Mycenaceae. The record is from the annotation of a GenBank genome assembly.
AUGUCAGGACACCACUGCAUCACCCUCGCUGCCAACCCUCCCUAUUUCGAUGGGGACAAAUCUAAAUAUCUGGGCUUCGUAGACUCGUGCACCACCUACAUUGGUGCCUAUCGAUCAGAGUUCUCGCAGGAUGAGACCAAAAUCCUCUUUGUCCUCUCCUACCUCCGCAACGAGAGCGGCACGAGCUGCGCUGCCUCGAGAUGGGCGAUGAUCUGGAAGCAACACAACUUCGAUGGCUUCCAGGGACUGAAGGCAGGAACCACGGCCAAAACCUUCUUGGAAGAACUGCAGAGGGCCUUCGGGGACUCCAAUGCGGAACAAGUCACCGCUGCUCGACUCAUGGCCCUGCGCCAGAACAAACGGUCCUUUGCGGACUACAUCUCCGACUUUGAGAUGUUGGCCUCGGAUGCGGGAUACAAUGUGGUCGACACCACCAACGACAAGGGCGAAUACAAGAAGGGAGACCAAGACAAUAUCCUCAUCGCACCUCAGUUACCACCGCCAUCACGCGGUUCUCCCCCCGCGGGGUACCUACUGGGUACCCUCAGACGUCUUGCUGAGGGUACCCAGUAG